AUGCGCGUCCAGCAAAGCAAAAUCCAGAAGGCCAAGACCGCCUGCCAUGCCAUCCAAGGUCUUCUCAUCUUCGUCGCCGGCUGCAUCACUAUCGCGAUCUUCACCAAGGAUGGCACUACCGACGGCAGAUCGAGGUACUUCUUCGCUCUGUGUUUCGUUACCGUGCCCGCCCUGAUAUAUCUCGUUGCCGUGCCCAUGUGGAGCCGCACAGUGCGGUUUGCACACGCCUACGCCUUCGCUACUGUCGACUUCAUCUACACCGUCCUAUGGUUUGCUGCCUUCAUCUGCGUCGCAACCUGGAACUCGGACGGUAUCGCCAAAGGCGCCAAGGAGGCAAAUACAGAUAAAGGCAACUGCACUACCUUUGCCUACGGCCCUGAGCUCAAGUGCAAGCUCAGCCAGGCCACUGUAGGCUUCGGUGUUGUCAUCACUGUCCUCUUCAUCACAACCUGCGUCAUUUCUUUCUACUACUGCACGGUCUACCGCCGCACCGGCGUCCUCGUUGGUGCCGAGGAGAACACGACUCCCGGCGCCGAGGGAACCUCCUACUUUGGCGGCUCGACCGCCUACCAGUCCGCACCAAAGACCGACGACGACAACGGCGUGUGGAGCAGCAACACGCACGACAUUGAAACAUCCUCGUCGCACUACGACCAUCACGACCCCAGCGAUUUCGGCGACGCCCCGCCCAUGCCCCCGCUCCCCACUGCCGGCAACACUGGCUACGGCGGCGCUUCGGCCGCUGCCGCCAUCUACACUCCGCUCGUCGAUGGCCGUGAUACCGACGACGGCCGCCAUCCCGGUGUACCGCUGAGCUAUGGCGAUGACCACUACGGCGGCGAUCACCCCGCCUACCGUCCCAGCCCGUCGCCGUCUCAGGGUGACAGCCAGGCUUUCCACAUCGCCCCGUCGGCGCUGAGCCCGCCUAGCACCUACGAUGACUACCGCACUAAGAACUACAACUUCAGUUCGUAA
Diplodia corticola is the source of this 975-nucleotide messenger RNA. Its product is annotated as chaperone binding protein. The record is from RefSeq and is a predicted model, not a curated record. Lineage: Eukaryota; Fungi; Ascomycota; Dothideomycetes; Botryosphaeriales; Botryosphaeriaceae. The coding region runs from base 1 to 975 and encodes 324 amino acids. The transcript is spliced from 4 exons.